AUGGGCAAGACCAAGGUUACCGACAAGUCCUCCAAGAAGGAGAAGAAGCCCGAGGUCUCUGGCGUCAAGGCCGGCCGCGUGACCAAGCCUGCUCAAGCCACCAAGGCCAAGAGCAAGGACAUUGCCAAGUCUGCCGUCAAGGAGAAGAAGAAGUCGAAGAAGGCCAAGACACCAACACCCGAGCCUGAGUCCGACUCUGAGUCCAGCGCCAGCGAGGAUGACGAUGAGAGCUCUGCCAGCAGCGAGGACGAGAAGGUUGUGAAGAAGUCCGCCGCCAAAGAUUCUUCCGACUCCGACAGCGAUGACAGCAGCGACAGCGAGGAAGAGGCCAAGCCCGUAGCGAAGACCAACGGCGCUGCCGCCAAAGACGACAGCUCCGACUCCGACUCCGACAGCAGUGCAUCUGAGGAUAAGAAGCCUGCCACCAAGGCCGCGAAGGCUGAGACCUCUGACUCUGACUCCGACUCUGAUUCCGCCGAUUCCGACAGCGACAGCGAACAGGAGGCACCCUCCAAGAAGCGUAAGGCUGAGGCCGCCGCUGAGCCUGCCGUCAAGAAGACAAAGACCGAGGCGCCUGCAUCAGAGGGAAUCAAGAACCUCUUCGUUGGUAGCUUGAGCUGGAACAUUGAUGAGGACUGGCUCCGCCGUGAGUUCGAGGGCUUCGGUGAGAUUACGGGCUGCCGUGUCAUCACCGACCGCGAGAGCGGCCGCUCCAAGGGCUUCGGCUACGUCGAGUUCGCCAGCGCCGCCGAUGCUGCGAAGGCCAAGGCUGAGAUGCACGAGUACGAGCUUGACGGCCGUGGCCUCAAUGUUGACUUCAGCACUCCCCGUGAGAAGCCUGACCAGAGCGCUCGCGCCAACAAGUACGGCGACAAGCGCAGCGCUCCUGCCAACACCCUUUUCCUCGGCAACCUCUCCUUCGACUGCUCCAAUGAAGGUAUCCAGGAGAUCUUCCAGGAGUACGGCAACAUUACCCGUGUUUCGCUCCCUACCGACCGUGACACUGGCUCCCUUAAGGGCUUCGGAUACGUUGACUUCGGCACCGUUGAAGAGGCUACCGCUGCUCUUGAGGCACUCAACGGACAAGAGGUUGAGGGCCGUGCUAUCCGCAUCGACUAUGCCGCUCCCCGCGCUGACAAUGGCGGAGGUGGUGGCUUCGGCGGAGGUCGCGGUGGAGGCCGUGGAAGCUUCGGCGGUGGUCGUGGAGGCGGCCGUGGUGGCUUUGGCGACCGUGGCGGCCGUGGUGGCGGUCGUGGCCGUGGAGGAGAUCGUGGAGGUCGUGGCGGUCGUGGUGGUUUCAGCACCAACCGUGGUGGCUUCGGCGAGUUCAAGGGCCAGAAGAAGAGCUUCGACUAAACUUCUCGCCCCUGCGCCUUACUGCCUUCACAUUCCCUGUAUCUGAUUUGAUCAUUUCGAUGGUAAGUUAUGGGUCGUUGAAUAAUGCCCUUGUGGCACGGUCAAUGGCUCUGGGCUUCGGCUGUCUGUUGAUGAUGUUACGAUACUAUAUGGAUGAGAUCUCUCUUUCUGGAUGGCGUUCAUGGUCUCCAUAGGUAAAAGUCUUAGUUUCCUGUCACCACUCGCUCUCUAGUAUGAGUUGAGCCUGGUGUAUGUAUAUAGUGUCCAAUGCUAUUUUCUCAAA
Messenger RNA from Parastagonospora nodorum SN15, 1639 nucleotides. RefSeq lists its product as hypothetical. Gene Ontology annotation, molecular function: RNA binding. The transcript is spliced from 2 exons. The coding region runs from base 1 to 1356 and encodes 451 amino acids. The record is from RefSeq and is a predicted model, not a curated record. NCBI's taxonomy places the organism in Eukaryota, Fungi, Ascomycota, Dothideomycetes, Pleosporales, Phaeosphaeriaceae.